Molecule: messenger RNA, 1290 nt
Organism: Striga hermonthica
Lineage: Eukaryota; Viridiplantae; Streptophyta; Magnoliopsida; Lamiales; Orobanchaceae
Source: the annotation of a GenBank genome assembly
AUGGGCGCCGCGCAUUUUAGCAAUGGCCGCCGCCGCCGGGGGAAGAAAGUGACGGUGACGGUGGUAUUGUUCUUUGCAUGCUUGUGGGCUGUGUGCUUCUUCUCGCUGUCCUCCGCCGGGAGGCCGCCUGUUUCGAGGCAGAAGCUUAAAGUUGAAAAGCACUUGAAAAGAUUGAAUAAGCUUCCCAUUAAAACCGUUCAGAGCCCAGAUGGGGACCUUAUUGACUGUGUCCACAUCUCUCAUCAGCCAGCUUUUGAUCACCCUUUUCUCAAAGACCAUGAAAUCCAGAUGAGGCCUAGUUAUCAUCCAGAAGGACUAUUUGAGGAAGAGAAAAUGUCAACAGGGCCUAAUGAAGGAGAAGAACCGAUUACACAGCUUUGGCAUAUGAAUGGGAUGUGCCCUGAUGACACUAUUCCUAUUAGGAGAACAAAGACAGAAGAUGUGCUGAGAGCAAGCUCUGUCCGAAAUUAUGGAAAAAAGAAGCGAAAAUCCAUAGCCAAACCCAAGUCUGCACAGCCAGACAUGAUCAAUCAAAGUGGUCAUCAGCAUGCUAUAGCAUAUGUGGAAGGGGACAAGUAUUAUGGAGCAAAAGCAACGAUCAACGUGUGGGAGCCCAAAAUACAGCAGUCUAAUGAGUUCAGCUUAUCUCAAAUUUGGGUCUUGGGUGGAUCGUUCGGUCAGGACCUUAAUAGCAUCGAAGCUGGCUGGCAGGUCAGCCCGGAUCUCUAUGGAGACAACAACACAAGACUCUUCACUUAUUGGACAAGUGAUGCAUAUCAAGCCACAGGUUGCUACAACCUUCUUUGCUCUGGCUUCAUUCAAGUCAACAGUCUAAUAGCAAUGGGUGCCAGCAUCUCUCCUGUUUCUUCCUAUCGAAACUCCCAGUAUGAUAUUAGCAUUCUUAUUUGGAAGGACCCAAAAGAGGGACACUGGUGGAUGCAAUAUGGCAAUAAUAAUGUGAUGGGGUAUUGGCCUUCUUUCUUGUUCUCCUAUUUGGGAGACAGUGCAUCGAUGAUCGAGUGGGGGGGCGAAAUAGUAAACUCGCAGCCCGAUGGCCAGCACACUACGACUCAAAUGGGCAGCGGCCGCUUCCCAGAAGAAGGGUUCGGCAAGUCGAGCUAUUUCAGGAACAUUAAAGUGGUCGACAGCUCCAACAACCUCCAAUCCCCCAAAGGUCUCGGGACUUACACCGAGCAAUCCAACUGCUACAGUGUCAAAACAGGGAGUAACAGUGAUUGGGGAAACUAUUUUUACUAUGGAGGUCCCGGGAGAAACUCUAAAUGCCCAUGA